CCCACAUUCCCUGCUCUUUCCCCAGAGGCAGCUUUGUGGGUCUCUGGGGUUGUCAGGUUCAUGAACUUGCGCUCUGCGAGCCCGAGUGGGCUGUCCUGGUACCAUGAAUUGAUGCCUUACCCAAUCUCAUGGCUGGCAUUAUGAUUACUUCCAUGUGUCGGGAACCGCCGCCGAUCGAGAUCACAAUCUGCAAGCCGAGUCCUUGCAAAGUCUGGCAUUCUGAUCCACCUCGCACACCGACAACGCGCACACUUUCCCAACAGAAUUUUCAGAGACUGACCUUGUCCCUGUCCCUGCUCUCAGCUUUCCUUCCUCGAUUCUAUUUUGUUUCUUUUGGCUUGAUCCGACGAUGCCGGCAUCCACCCCUCAGCUUCCCACUCAGGCUCCCAGUCCCGCUCAACCCCCGAACCCCUCAUCGCCGCAUGCCCACACCUUCGGGAUGCGGGGGAGCGUGGACAAUCACCGCUUGCCGAUCAGGGCAGCGGCUUAUUUAUUUUACACUAAUGCACGGCUGCCCUGCUCGCCGUUUGUGUUGCCGAGGCUUGGAACUAGCGCCAGGCACAGAAAGUUCUCUUCACAUGCCUUUUUCUCCUUGCCAUUGAGCACGGCAGAGGUGGCAAGAGGCGGCACAGGCUGGCCGAGAGGUGGUCGACCGGGUUUGAGCUGCGUGACACGACCAAUGCUACAUUGAAAUCGGCCUGCUACUGGCUACCAUAGCGCGCCACCGGUGUCUGUGAAAAUGCUCCUGGCAAUUGUUUUGUCAGGCA
Messenger RNA from Chaetomium fimeti, 767 nucleotides. RefSeq lists its product as uncharacterized. The record is from RefSeq and is a predicted model, not a curated record. NCBI's taxonomy places the organism in Eukaryota, Fungi, Ascomycota, Sordariomycetes, Sordariales, Chaetomiaceae. Bases 129 to 602 code for a protein of 157 amino acids. The transcript has a single exon.